Messenger RNA from Pocillopora meandrina, 396 nucleotides. Lineage: Eukaryota; Metazoa; Cnidaria; Anthozoa; Scleractinia; Pocilloporidae. The record is from the annotation of a GenBank genome assembly.
UUUCUUUUAGGCUAUGGUAACCUAGCCCCGAUAUCAUUGGGCGGUCGCAUGUUCUGUAUUAUAUACGCUCUCAUUGGAAUACCUUUGACCCUGAUGUUGUUAGCCGUGGUGGGAAAUCACAUCGUACACUACCUAAACAACGCAUGCGCUUGGCUAGUGAACCGCAUUCGAGCCUACCAUAGUAACUACGAGUUCGAGUCUGCAGAUACACAGAUCAAUGCACCUGUCUGGAUUGCAUUGCCGAUCAUCUUCGUAUUUUUAGCGAUUAUGUCUUCGAUGUACUGCGCUCUGGAGGGAUGGGAUUUUGGCACGGCGCUGUAUUUCAUCUUUAUCACAUUUACGACCAUUGGAUUUGGAGAUAUCGUGCCUCGAUCUCAAGCGGUAAGUAUCCCCUAA